Molecule: messenger RNA, 2827 nt
Organism: Artibeus jamaicensis (Jamaican fruit-eating bat)
Lineage: Eukaryota; Metazoa; Chordata; Mammalia; Chiroptera; Phyllostomidae
Gene: FERMT3
Product: FERM domain containing kindlin 3
Exons: 15
Coding region: 456-2447 (663 amino acids)
Biological process (GO): regulation of cell-cell adhesion mediated by integrin; platelet aggregation; integrin activation
Cellular component (GO): cell-substrate junction
Molecular function (GO): integrin binding
Source: RefSeq, a predicted model, not a curated record
CAGCAUCCCGGUGAUGUUGUGUGGCCCAAAGCCACCCACUUCUUGACAGGUUGGAAAUGAGAGAUGGCUUCCUACAGAGCACGUAGCCACGGACACAAAUUGGUGGCUUCUCUUGACCUGAGCAACCGUGAAAAUGAGGAGGCCCUUCUGUGAUGGGUCCGCCAGCAGCCUCCCUUGCUUUGUGCUCUCGGGGAGCCAAGGCGGGGCCACCCUGGGGCCCUUAGCGGUAGCUGGCAGUUUGCUUCCUGCACCCAGAGUCACCAACCCGCCCUCGGGAGGGGCUGAGCCCGCCCUGAUUAGGACGGCAAGGGCUGCCCUCUGAAGGAAGCUCCGAAGAGAAAGCAGAGGAAAAGGAAGCUCUGUAGUCUGCAGGCGUUCAGGCCGAGGUCAAGAGUGGCUGGUGCUCCAACUCCACCUGCCGCCCCAACCUCUUGCCAGCAAGCGUCGCCGCAGCCAUGGCGGGCAUGAAGACGGCCACGGGGGACUACAUCGACUCGUCCUGGGAGCUGCGGGUGUUUGUGGGAGAGGAGGACCCUGAGGCGGAGUCGGUCACCCUGCGGGUCACUGGGGAGUCGCACAUCGGCGGGGUGCUCCUUAAAAUUGUGGAGGAGAUCAACCGCAAGCAGGACUGGUCGGACCACGCCAUUUGGUGGGAACAGAAAAGGCGAUGGCUGCUGCAGACCCACUGGACGCUGGACAAGUACGGGAUCCUGGCCGACGCCCGCCUCUUCUUCGGGCCCCAGCACCGGCCGGUCAUCCUGCGGCUGCCUAAUCGCCGGGCGGUGCGCCUGCGGACCAGCUUCUCCCAGCCCCUCUUCCAGGCUGUGGCUGCCAUCUGCCGCCUGCUCAGUGUCCGGCACCCCGAGGAGCUGUCUCUGCUCCGUGCUCCUGAGAAGAAGGAGAAGAAGAAGAAGGAGAAGGAGCCGGAGGAGGAGGUGUUUGACCUGACCAAGGUCGUCCUGGCCGGGGGCGUGGCACCUGCGUUGUUCCGGGGGAUGCCAGCCCACUUCUCAGACAGCGUGCAGACAGAGGCCUGCUACCACAUGCUGAGCCGGCCGCAGCCACCGCCCGACCCCCUCCUGCUCCAGCGCCUGCCUCGGCCCAGCUCCCUGUUGGACAAGACCCAGCUCCACAGCAGGUGGCUGGACUCGUCACGGUGCCUCAUGCAGCAGGGCAUCAAGUCUGGGGACACACUCUGGCUGCGCUUCAAGUACUACAGCUUCUUCGACCUGGACCCUAAGAUGGACCCGGUGCGGCUGACCCAGCUGUAUGAGCAGGCUCGGUGGGACCUGCUGCUGGAGGAGAUCGACUGCACAGAGGAGGAGAUGAUGGUGUUCGCAGCCCUGCAGUACCACAUCAACAAGCUGUCCCAGAGCGGGGAGGUGAGUGAACCGACAGGCACGGACCCGGGACUGGAUGAUCUAGACGCAGCCCUGAACAACCUGGAGGUGAAGCUGGAGGGGUCAGCGCGCACGGAUGUGCUGGACAGCCUCACCACCAUCCCGGAGCUGAAGGACCACCUCCGCAUCUUCCGGCCCAGAAAGCUCACCCUGAAGGGGUACCGCCAGCACUGGGUGGUGUUCAAGGAGACCACGCUGUCCUACUACAAGAGCCAGGAUGAAGCCCCGGGGGACCCUGUUCAGCAACUCAACCUCAAGGGCUGCGAGGUGGUCCCUGAUGUCAACGUGUCCGGCCAGAAAUUCUGCAUCAAACUCCUGGUGCCCUCCCCAGAGGGCAUGAGUGAGAUCUACCUGCGCUGCCAGGAUGAGCAGCAGUACGCGCGCUGGAUGGCCGGCUGCCGACUGGCCUCCAAGGGCCGAACCAUGGCGGACAGCAGCUACGCCAGCGAGGUGCAGGCCAUCCUGGCCUUUCUCAGCCUGCAGCGGACAGGCACUGGGGGCUCCGGCAACCAACCCCAGGGACCUGAUGCCUCCCCUGAGGGCCUCAACCCUUACGGCCUUGUUGCGCCCCGCUUCCAGCGAAAGUUCAAGGCCAAACAGCUCACCCCACGGAUCCUGGAAGCUCACCAGAACGUGGCACAACUCUCGCUGUCGGAGGCCCAGCUGCGCUUCAUCCAGGCCUGGCAGUCCCUGCCUGACUUCGGCAUCUCCUAUGUCAUGGUCAGGUUCAAGGGCAGCAGGAAAGAUGAGAUCCUGGGCAUCGCCAACAACCGACUGAUCCGCAUUGACUUGGCCGUGGGCGACGUGGUCAAGACCUGGCGCUUCAGCAACAUGCGCCAGUGGAACGUCAACUGGGACAUCCGGCAGGUAGCCAUCGAGUUUGAUGAACACAUCAACGUGGCUUUCAGCUGCAUAUCUGCCAGCUGCCGCAUUGUGCACGAGUACAUAGGAGGCUACAUUUUCCUGUCCACACGGGAGCGCGCCCGAGGGGAGGAGCUGGACGAGGACCUCUUCCUGCAGCUCACAGGAGGCCACGAGGCCUUCUGAGGCCUGUCCUGCUGCCCCUGUCCUGCUCACCACCUGCCAUGGCCACUCCUAAGCCCACACACACUGGGACUCACUGCCCACACCUUCUCCAGACAUGCGCUGAGCUGGGCACAUUCACCGACUGUCACUGGCUUUGUGCCGACCAGGGACUGGGCUGGGCUGGACUCUGCCCUCCCCCAGGUGGGCCCUGAGCGCCCCAACACUGCUCUUCCUCGGUUUGAGUGGUGGAGACUGACACCCCGGACCUCACUGCGGUCCCUGCGCACGCAAGGAAGACCAGCUGUAGCUACAGGAUGACAAUUCAUGGUUUCAAACUGGAGUUUCCUUUUGGUUAUCUUUUACAUUUCUUAUUUUAAAAUAAAUAUUUUAUUGUUGGAUCA